Physcomitrium patens is the source of this 2967-nucleotide messenger RNA. RefSeq lists its product as uncharacterized. Gene Ontology annotation, molecular function: RNA polymerase I general transcription initiation factor activity; RNA polymerase I core binding. Gene Ontology annotation, cellular component: nucleus. The record is from RefSeq and is a predicted model, not a curated record. Lineage: Eukaryota; Viridiplantae; Streptophyta; Bryopsida; Funariales; Funariaceae. Gene Ontology annotation, biological process: transcription initiation at RNA polymerase I promoter.
UUUGGUGAAGGUCUUUGGUUGCCGCCGCUGGCAGGGGGAGCUCUGAACUUGAAACAAUUGCAUAGUUCAUCACUGGGUGAGUGACGAGGGUUUGGUUUCGCGGACGUGCGUCGCUUGUAGAGUGUCGAGAGGUGUAGAAGCCAAUCUUGAUGAACCAUUGCAGGUUUGGGAUUUCUUCCAACCUGGUCGUGUUGCGGCGUAUCAUACAGCCUUGGAGGACUUGGACUUGGAGUGCCGGGGUGCACCGUUGCUGUUCUGGAGUUGCGGUGAACGGAUAGUGGUACUGCAGCCAUGACGGCUGCUCAAGGAGUGCUGCCGCAGCAGCACAAUCAGCAUAAUGAUCAGCAGCAGCGACUUCAGGACUUCUCGGAGGAGGAAGUUAUGAUCGUUGCCCGCGCCUGGGUAUUGAAGGCGCUCAAAUCCGGAUCCGACGGUGUGGACAAAGGUCAUUACAAUCACCUCUGCGAAGCCCUGCGUGACCCUCGGCUCCAUGGCGACGAGGGUGCUCCGGAGUUGGCUGUUAGAAUUAACGCGCUCUCUCAGUGUGUGUCGUACUUAAAUGAACGUGCUCACAGGACGCUUUUGCAGUACUUGCUUGGUAUGAGCGUCUGGACUUACAGCUUUGAAGUGGUGGACGCUCUUCUGGCCUUUGUGGUUAAUUUGUCGACCGCCAAUGGGUGCUUUGUGCCCGAUUGUCUCGACAUGUUGGUGCGCAACUUUUUGCCGCCUUCUUGCGGACUUCCGUCGUUCUUUGAUUCAUUCAGCCGAACUGGGCUGAUGAUGGGGCUUACCACCAUGGAUAAGCUGAAGUCUCAAGGUCUGGAACACCUCACUAAAAAGGAUAAGGUUUUAGAACGUCUCCACUCUGCCCUUGUUCAAACUGUGGAGCUUGUUCCCACUGCGGCCUUUCGAUUGCAGCACAUUGUGGUUCAAAGGAUGCCCCACAGGACUUGUGACAAGCAGUGGUUAACUCUGUAUGUAGAAAACAUGCUGAGAUUGGAGAAUAGCUCUUUGAGCAGUGUACUCGGAGGACAGAUGCUUUCGCUCAUUGUCGACCGUCUUAUUGAGAUUGACGUGGAGAUCAGGUGGGAAGACAUUAUGAGAGAUGAAGACAGCAAUAAAGUAUUUAUGUUCCACAUGAACCUUGAUGAUGACGAAGAUUUGUUUGGAGGGCACGACGUCGACGACGGGUUCGCCGUAGUCGAUUCUACUGGGCCCGGAUGCGAAGCCAAACAACAGCAUCAGACAUCUGAUAGUCGGUCAGAUCUGACUGGAGCAUUGCCCACCUUGGAUGAAAUGGCCGAUAAGAUGGACCUGAUCAUGGAUAUGACCCUUGACCAUCUUCACACGUGUGUCCAAAAUGGUCACGGGGACUUGGUUUUUGAGACGCUGAUGAGAUCUUUCCAGACGACUAUUCUUGACACUUACAAGUCCAAGUUCACUCAGUUUUUGAUUUUCUACUUAUGUUCUCUUGCACCUGAAACCUGUGGGAGCACGUUUGCAUCCCUCCUCUGUGACAUCUUCGAAUGUAAAACGCGCCCUCCUAAUACCCGAAUGUCUGCGGCCGCAUAUCUUGCCAGCUAUCUCGCCCGAGCAGCUUAUCUUCCUCUGAAUGUUGUGAUGGAUUCAGUGAGGAGAUUGUUGCAUUGGUGCGUGUCAUAUGCGCAGCUGGCUGAAGACAGAAGAAAUCCUACUAUGACAAGUGUUGACCCAGUUUUGCAUGGAGUAUUUUAUUGUGCCUGCCAAGCUGUUAUGUAUGUUCUUUGCUUCAGAUUGAAGGAUUUGACGGAAGACCAAAGACUUAAACGACUCCUUCGGAACCUGCCUCUUCAGGAGUUGGUUGAGCACCACUUGAAGCCUCUAACGAUUUGCUUGCCAUCCGUGGUUGACGAGUUUGUGAAGCAGGCUAGCAUUGCGCAACUCGUGGACUGCAGGCAAUGGUCGAACAUUAGGGAUGCUGCCGCUUCGCAGGCUUGUGGAUCCUUUGGUGGUGAAGGAAGACUUGACAUGUUUUUUCCAUUUGAUCCUUACCUACUCAGGCAAUCAGAUAGGUUCAUUCGACCUCAUUUCAUUCACUGGGCAAUGGUCGAGCUCCCAGAGUUGUACGAGGAGUUUUCAGAAGAGGAUGAUGACUUCGUGAACCAGACUUUUUCUGAACCAACUUCCUCAUGGGAAGAUGAUUCGUUGGUUGACAUGCAUGACGUGGCCAUUGCUUCCUCAAUCAUGGAAUCUACUGACCAUGGUUUCAUGUUCGAGGAUGAUGGUGGCAACGAUGAGUUCAGGGAUAGACAUGGAACGUCGGACGUUGUCACCACUAGAGGGUUCAAUGUUGACAGCUUCCGGAGCGGAAAUGGCAGUUUUCAUGGUGCAGGAUUGGUCGAGUCAUUUCUUGAACAAAUGUCUUUCACUCCACCCAGAGAGAUGACCAGAGUGCCCGCCAGACUUCCGGCUGUGCUUCACCCAUCUUUGUUUACAUGAAGUAGAUGUCCUGAUGCUGCCUUGUAUGAUAAACAGUGUCAUGUUGAGAGUUAAUUAUCGUCGUUCUGAUUUAUUUAGUUAGGGGUGCGCAAAACGUACGAUAUUUUUGUACUUAGCUGUCUUUAUCAAGGCUUGCAGUAGCACUCCAGUCAAAGCUGUAGGGGAUUUUAACUGCUCGCCUUGGUUUCGUCAAUUGAGUUGUCUCAUUUAGUUUGUCCCCCACUGUGUCUCGUACUAGAUCAUGAUGGCAGCUAUCACUUACGUUUUUUUCAUAUAAUCCGAGUGUGCGACUAUCAGUAACCGCAUGUGUUGAUUAUGUCGAUUGUUUUGGAAUAUUUAAUUUAUGGGGAAAGGUCUAGAUCCAAAAACGGGUGUACACACACCAAGAUCUUUAAUGGUUUACGAUCUCGAGGUUCGUAUUUCUCAUGUAACUCUCAUCUAUUAUUAACCAUUCCGGCGGGGCCCAGCUAUUUCUCGAUGCUUCGUAAA